AUGCGGUGCUCAAUACAACUUUGCCAUUUUAAAGGGCAGACACUUGCUCACAUAAGCAGCCUCCAUUCCGGAAACGGUAAUGUUGCUUGCAGAGAGACUGGAGAGACGACGGAAGUGUUAGCCCGGUCAGAAAUGAGGCAAGUUGUGGAGCUUCCUAUGCAUUCAGUUACAGUUGGAGCUGUUGAGGCAGCUUACCAUCAGAAAUAUGGAAUCGGAACAGAUCUCUCUGAGCAACAGCUGAUAGAUUGUAGUUUCAGAGUAUACGGUAACCAUGGCUGCUUUCGUGGUCUUCCUUCCCGAGCCUUUGAUUACAUCAAAGCCUACGGACUCAUCUUAGAGAGAGACUAUGAGUACAUAUCUUUGCAAUCUGUCUGCCGACAAUUGGUGAAAAAGCCCUUUGUAAAUAUCACAAGAUAUGUUAACAUCACUUCGGGUGAUGAAGAUGAAUUGAAGCAAGCGGUUACAUCAGUUAGCAUAUCAUUCCACACUAGUGAAAUCCGGUAUUACAGGAGCGGGGUCUUCACUAGUAAUCACUGUGGAAAUACUUUAAAGGACCUGAGGCAUUUUGCUUUGGCGGUUGGUUAUGGAAUUGAAAACGGUGUCCCAUAUUGGCUUAUAAAGAACUCAUGGGGAGAGGAUUGGGGAGAAAAGGGUUACUUCAAGGUUGAGAUGGGAAAGAACAUGUGUGCGUACCCGGUUGUGGCCUGA
This is a messenger RNA of Brassica napus (rape), 708 nucleotides long. Its product is annotated as thiol protease aleurain-like. Gene Ontology annotation, cellular component: lysosome. The coding region runs from base 1 to 708 and encodes 235 amino acids. The transcript has 6 exons. Gene Ontology annotation, biological process: immune response. Gene Ontology annotation, molecular function: cysteine-type endopeptidase activity. The record is from RefSeq and is a predicted model, not a curated record. Lineage: Eukaryota; Viridiplantae; Streptophyta; Magnoliopsida; Brassicales; Brassicaceae.